Molecule: messenger RNA, 4073 nt
Organism: Gavialis gangeticus (Gharial)
Lineage: Eukaryota; Metazoa; Chordata; Crocodylia; Gavialidae
Gene: TBX3
Product: T-box 3
Exons: 8
Coding region: 1143-3050 (635 amino acids)
Biological process (GO): central nervous system development; positive regulation of DNA-templated transcription; cell fate specification
Cellular component (GO): nucleus
Molecular function (GO): RNA polymerase II cis-regulatory region sequence-specific DNA binding; DNA-binding transcription factor activity, RNA polymerase II-specific
Source: RefSeq, a predicted model, not a curated record
GAUGCUUUGCUGCAGCGUUACAGUUUCCGACACCUUCUUUUUAUAACUCGGCUCUGUCCCCCUCCACUCGACCUGUCAAAACCACGCCUAUGGAGCCACACAAUUGGUCCGAAAGCGUCAAAGAGCCAAUCAACUAGGCUGCAGCUCCCUUGCAACCCGCGACACAUCCAUACAAUCCGGCGCGAGGGCGAGCACAGACUCACAGGGAAUUCUCGGCGCGGAGAGGCUCGCUCCUCUCGUCCUCUCUCUUCCUUUCUCCCCCUUUCUCUCUCCCUCCCUCCCUCCCUCUCUCUCUCUUCCUCCUCUCUCCCCCUUUCUCUCUUCCUUCUCUCUCCCUGCCGGAGCGCGUCGGGGAGGAGGCGAGAGUGUCAUUCUUCGCCCUUUCUCUUCCCAAGGCAGAGGGAGAAGGGGAGGAAGGUUGCAAGAGCCGCGAUCUCUAUUGCGAUCGGGACACCUCCGCCGAGCCCCGCGCCGCCGCGGAGGGGGCCACGGAAGCGAGACUCCGCCGCAAGUGCUGGGGCUGCUGCCCGCUCCGCGGGGGCUGGAGACCGGGGGCUUCCCCCUCUUCGCGGAGGGCUCGGCUUCUUCGGUUUCCUGGUUGCCUCCCUUCCCUUCCCAGCCUCCGCUCUGCAGCCUGGCUCUCCGAGGGCGGGCGGAGGGUGGGGGAGAAGGCAGCCCCAAGAAUACAACCGCAGAGAGAAAAUCCACCUUCCAAGCUCCCGCGGCUGCAACAAGAGAAGAGAAGGGGGGUUGAGAAGAGCGAAAAAGAGAAAGAAAAAGAGGAAAAAAAAAUAAAGAGCCCGUAAGCCUCGGCUCCAGCCUGGAGAUCUGCUGGGCCAGCAGCUGCGCAGAACUCGUUGGAUAUUCCCCCCCCCCUCCAUCUCUGUGUAUUUUCAACUGCAAGAACUUCCACUCAGGAAAGAAAAAAAAAAUCACAGUACUAGCGAGCACCUCUGCCGAGGAGGAGCUGCUCUGAGCGAUCAUGUCUCCUGCCUCGGCUACUCGUAGCCUGUAGCUUGCCCCCGUUUAACGCACUGUGUGUGUCUGUGAAUCGCCUCCCCGCUUUUGGUGAUUUUCGUUUCAUGAUGUGUUGCUAGAAACCACUCAAGGACUACUCCAGCGGCAGGAAGAACCAGGGGUGGAUGAACAUACCGAUGAGAGAUCCAGUGAUCCCUGGGACAAGCAUGGCUUAUCAUCCCUUCUUACCUCACCGGGCUCCGGACUUUGCCAUGAGCGCUGUGCUGGGCCACCAGCCUCCGUUCUUCCCGGCUCUUGCUUUGCCUCCCAAUGGAGCUGCUGCUCUCUCCCUUCCCGGGGCUCUGGCCAAACCGAUUAUGGAUCAAUUAGUAGGAGCGACAGAGACUGGCAUCCCUUUUUCUUCCCUGGGUCACCAGGCGGCAGCUCAUCUGAGGCCUCUAAAAACUCUGGAGCCGGAGGAAGAGGUAGAAGAUGAUCCCAAAGUACAUCUGGAAGCCAAAGAACUUUGGGAGCAAUUCCACAAAAGAGGGACUGAGAUGGUGAUCACCAAAUCAGGAAGGAGAAUGUUUCCUCCAUUUAAAGUGAGAUGCACUGGGCUGGAUAAAAAGGCCAAGUACAUUUUGCUGAUGGAUAUUGUGGCGGCUGAUGAUUGUAGAUACAAAUUCCACAAUUCCCGGUGGAUGGUAGCAGGCAAGGCAGACCCUGAAAUGCCAAAGAGAAUGUACAUUCACCCGGACAGUCCGGCCACGGGGGAACAGUGGAUGUCCAAAGUCGUCACUUUCCACAAACUGAAACUGACUAACAAUAUUUCUGACAAACACGGAUUUACCAUUUUAAAUUCCAUGCACAAAUACCAGCCGCGGUUCCACAUCGUGCGAGCCAAUGACAUCCUCAAGCUCCCUUACAGCACGUUCAGGACCUACGUGUUCCCUGAAACCGAAUUCAUCGCUGUGACCGCAUACCAGAAUGAUAAGAUAACCCAAUUAAAAAUCGACAACAACCCAUUUGCCAAAGGUUUUCGUGACACUGGGAAUGGAAGGAGGGAGAAAAGAAAACAACUAACCCUGCAGUCCAUGCGCGUUUAUGACGAGAGGCAAAAGAAGGAAAAUGGCACCUCGGAUGAGUCUUCUAGCGAGCAAACUGCCUUUAAGUGUUUCGCCCAGUCCUCCUGCCCUGCUGUGCCUGCAGUUGGCACUUCCAACCUUAAAGAUCUGUGCCCCAGCGAGGGCGAGAGCGACGCCGAGAGCAAGGAGGAGCCGCUGGCCGAGGCGGGGGAGGCCGGCAGGAUCAGCACCACCAGCGAGCCCUUCGCGCCGCUCACGGUGCAGACGGACAGCGCCGCGCACCUCAGCCAGGGGCCCCUGCACAGCCUGGCCUUCCCGCCCGGCCUGGGCCAGCAGUUCUUCGCCCCGCUGGGCAACGGGCACCCGCUGCUGCUGCACCCCGGCCAGUUCGCCAUGGGCGGCGCCUUCUCGGGCAUGGCCGCGGGCAUGGGCCCGCUCCUGGCCACCGUGUCCGGGGCGUCGGCCGGUGUGAGCCGGGCACUGGGGGUUGCCUCCCCGGCUGCCUGGGGACGCUCUGGCGGGCUGGAGCCACUGACACUUCCCGUUUCCUCCUGUGCUUCGCAGGGCCUGGCCAUGUCUCCCUUCGGCAGCCUCUUCCCCUACCCCUACACCUACAUGGCCGCAGCGGCGGCCGCCUCCAGCGCGGCCAGCAGCUCGGUCCACCGGCACCCCUUCCUCAACGCCGUGCGGCCGCGCCUGCGGUACAGCCCCUACUCCAUCCCCGUGCCCCUGCCGGACAGCAGCAGCCUGCUCACCACGGCCGUGCCCACCCUGGCCAGCAGCGCGGCGGAGGGCAAAUCCAGCACCAUGGCAGCGAGCCCGGCCUCGGGGGCGUUGGACUCUGGCUCGGAACUCAACAGCAGGUCCUCCACGCUGUCCUCGGGCUCCGUGUCCCUAUCCCCCAAGCUGUGCUCGGAGAAGGAAGCCACCAGCGAACUGCAGAACAUCCAGCGCCUAGUGAGUGGACUUGAAUCCAAGCAAGACAGAUCCAGGAGUGGAUCUCCUUAAUACCGGCCCCCCCGCUACUCUAGGUGAGGGGCAGAGAGAGUGAGGAAAGAGGUGUGUGGGGGGGUCCCCUUGAUUAUCUCAUUUCAAAUCAGUCUUGCAGUGCACUUUGUUUGAAAGAAUGCCCCCCCACCCCCCACCCCAAACUCCGGCCAUCCCAGGCUCAUCAGCCAGCUUCUCCGGAGACGGGGCCAAGGGGGGUGGUUGGAGUCGGAUGAACUGUUUUGAAAGCUGCUAUCCAAGAUCGGCCUGGAUGCCACCAAGGCGGGAUGGGGCAGGUGGGGCCGGGCUGGUGGUGGUGGUGCGGUGGGGGGAAGGUGUUGCUGUUGAUUUCUUUCGUUUCCCUUCACUGUGUAAAAGAAAACAUACGAAUAAACACUAAAGUAAGACAAAUGAACUUUUUUUUUUCUCCUGAAGGAAAAAAAACACGUGUAUAAGUAACUUGCAUAUCAGUUCUUCAACACUUGUUUUCUUUUUUUCUUUUUUCUUUUUUUUUGGGGGGGGGGUAUAAACUGUAAUUCCUGUUUAGUCUGUCUUAAGGGGAAGCUGUGUCUUGGAAAUAUUCGUGUGAUGUCUGAAGCCACCUGUGGGCUUUUUGCAUGUUCCAUAGUAGUCUGCUUUUUUGAGAGGGGGGAAUUUAUUUUUUAUUUUAUUUUUGGGUGCUCGUUUCAAUUCCCAGGGACAAAAUACUACUACUAUUAAUUAAAAAAAAAACUUUGCCCCUUUUUGCCCCCCCCCAAUUACUCCCCUUGUAGCAACAACAAUAAAAAAUGUAGUUGGAAAGGAAAAACAAGAAUUUAUUUUAUCUAAAAACCUCUGUAGCUUGACUCUAGGUUAUCACAGCUUUUCCUGUUUUAUUGUAUAUGCAAUAACAAGGUUUAAACAUAAUAAUGAGAAGAAGAAAAAAAGCGGACACUAUUAUUAAAACAAAGUAUUUAUGUAAUUAUUUGAUAACUCUUGUAAAUAAGUGGAAUAUGAAUACUCAAAAUUAAACUUUAAUUUAUUGACAUUGUAUAUAUCUCUGUA